AUGAUUGCAGCGCUGGAGCUCAUGAACUACUUCAGUCCGCUGGAGUCUUUUGUUGCUUUCCCGACGCAAGCGUUCUCCACGCUUCGCUCGUUCUGGCCGCCCACGGGGGCUCAGCAACAGCCGCUCAGCGACAAGUAUGACACUGUGGUGCCUCCACCGUCAGCUGAGGAGCUCAUUAUCAAGUCCUUGCCUCCUCUCAAGACAUACACGCCACCCAAAUACCCUAUCGUGCUCUGUCACGGGCUAUCCGGCUUCGACAAGCUUAUCCUUGUGCCGUCGGUGCGCCAGUUGGUGGGGCUGCUCCAGCUCAGCAUCCGCGAACAGAAAAACGAGUCGUUCAUGGAGGACAUGGCAGCCGACGAGGGACUUUUGGCGCUUGACUACUGGGUGGGCGUGAGCAAGUUUUUAGAGUCCAAAGGCUGCACGGUGAUUACCGCCAAGGUCCCCAGCUUCGGUAGCAUCGAGGACCGCGCAUCGGUGCUCGACCAGUGCAUCGACCGCGGAAUCGAGCGCUUGAGGGCGGGCGCACCUGCAGAUGUGCAGCGCGAGUGGCUCGACUCCGACGGCAAGUUCAAGAUCAACCUUAUCGCACAUUCUAUGGGCGGUUUGGACGGCCGUUAUUUGAUCAGCAAAAAGAAGGACAAAAACUACCGCGUCAUGAGUCUUACCACCAUCGCAACUCCGCACCGGGGUUCUGAGAUGGCAGACUUCGUGGUGGAGAAGUUCGACAACUUUAAGCAGACGGCAAGUUUGGACGAGGUCCCGCUUUUCCUCCCGCCUGCAUUUUACCAGCUUACGACCUACUACAUGAAAUAUUUUAAUUCUGUGACGCCAGACGAUCCGAACGUCUCAUACUUCAGCUAUGGAUCCUUCUUUUACCCCAAGUGGUACAACGUUUUCUACCCGAGCUGGAACAUUAUCUUCAACCGCUCGGGCGGUGAGCCAAACGACGGGCUCGUCACCGUGAAGAGUGCCCAAUGGGGACGGUACCUCGCCACGCUCGAGAAGAUAGACCACCUAGACAUAAUAAACUGGCGGAAUAAAUUGCAGCUGGAAACCCUAACUAAUUUGGAAAUGUACAACAAAGGGAUAAAGAAACUCCUGUCCCCGGAGCUUGACGUCUUAGAUUUCUACUUGGCGAUCACUGAUAUGUUGGCUCGCAAUGGUUUGUAA
Molecule: messenger RNA, 1173 nt
Organism: Eremothecium gossypii ATCC 10895
Lineage: Eukaryota; Fungi; Ascomycota; Saccharomycetes; Saccharomycetales; Saccharomycetaceae
Gene: TGL2
Product: triglyceride lipase
Exons: 1
Coding region: 1-1173 (390 amino acids)
Molecular function (GO): triacylglycerol lipase activity
Source: RefSeq, marked provisional